GUCAUGCUAGAAUGGGUACGAAGCACAUGUGACAUGACCAUUGAACUUCACCUCAAAAUAGUGUGUGUGCGUGUAUAAAUUGAGGCUGUGGUGGCUCAUUUGGAUGAAGUGGUCAUGGAAGAGUUCAAGCACUUAGUGGUGGUUAAGUUCAAGGAAGAGGUGGUGGUGGAAGACAUUCUGAACGGCAUGGAGAAGCUUGUUUCCGAGAUGGACACUGUCAAGUCCUUUGUCUGGGGAAAGGACAUUGAAAGCCAGGAGAUGCUUAGGCAAGGAUUCACUCAUGCAUUCUUGAUGACAUUCAAGAGCAAGGAUGAUUUCACUGCUUUUAUUAGCCAUCCCAAGCAUAUGGAGUUCUCUGCUACUUUUUCGACUGCAAUUGACAAGAUUGUGCUGCUUGAUUUCCCAGCUGUUCUUGCCAAGCCACCACCUGCAUGACCAAUACUAUCUAUCUAUC
Ilex paraguariensis (yerba mate) is the source of this 454-nucleotide messenger RNA. NCBI's taxonomy places the organism in Eukaryota, Viridiplantae, Streptophyta, Magnoliopsida, Aquifoliales, Aquifoliaceae. The record is from the annotation of a GenBank genome assembly.